Molecule: messenger RNA, 3118 nt
Organism: Clupea harengus (Atlantic herring)
Lineage: Eukaryota; Metazoa; Chordata; Actinopteri; Clupeiformes; Clupeidae
Gene: dmrt1
Product: doublesex and mab-3 related transcription factor 1
Biological process (GO): sex differentiation; regulation of transcription by RNA polymerase II
Cellular component (GO): nucleus
Molecular function (GO): DNA-binding transcription factor activity, RNA polymerase II-specific; RNA polymerase II cis-regulatory region sequence-specific DNA binding
Source: RefSeq, a predicted model, not a curated record
CAAGGAGGUUGGAGGAGGUGCUAGGUGUAGUGCCUGUGUAGCCUACUGCUCCCACACGGGCUUGGAAUGUUCACAGCGAUCGCGCCAAACUUUCACUUGGUCACUUGCAGUAAGUUAGCAGAUGGCAUUGCUGCAACCUUGUAGCUUUUUUGUCCCGCAGCUUCUCACAGCUUUAUAACCCCACUCUUAUCACGGGCUAAUACAAGAGCACAAGUGUCUACACAUCGUCUUGACCUGCCGUUUUAGUUUAUUCGUUUUAAUACAACAGUUAUUUUCAACUAUGAGCGACGAGGAGCAGGCAAAACAUCUGCUGGAAAAUGUCGGACAGGUCUCCCCUUCAUCAACUAAACGACCACCAAGGAUGCCAAAAUGCUCCCGCUGCAGAAACCAUGGCUACGUGUCGCCGUUGAAGGGCCACAAACGGUUUUGUAACUGGAGAGACUGCCAAUGCCAAAAAUGCAAACUGAUUGCGGAGAGACAGCGGGUUAUGGCGGCUCAGGUGGCUCUACGUCGUCAGCAAGCUCAGGAGGAGGAGAUGGGCAUCUGCAACCCCGUCAAUCUAUCUAAUGCUGAGAUAGUGGUAAAGAAUGAACCGUCUGGAGACCUGCUUCUUGCGGUUGGGGGCAGGUCACCCUCAUCGGCAACUGCUAGUUCAGCUUCUUCUCCCUCUGGCUCUGGGGGUCGCUCUCUCAUGCCCUCUAGCCCCACGGCGGCCAACAGGGGGCACUCUGACGGCACCUCUGACCUAGUGGUGGAUGCCUCCUACUACAACUUCUACCAGCCCUCCCGCUACCCGGCCUACUACAGCAACCUGUACAACUACCAGCAGUACCAGCAGAUGCCCAAUGGCGAUGGCCGUCUGGCCGGACACAAUGUGUCUCCCCAGUACCGCAUGCACUCGUACUACUCAGCAGCCUCCUACCUAAGCCAGGGCCUGGGCACCACCACUUGUGUGCCCCCCAUCUUCACCCUGGAAGACAACAGCAUCUGCCCAGAGCCCAAGGCAAAUGCCUUCUCUCCCGGAGGUGGCCACGACUCCGGCAUGGCCUGCCUGGCCAUCAACCCCAUGGUGAACCCCGAGAACAAGGCCGAGUGUGAGCCCAACUCCGAGUCUGGUGCUUUCACCGUCGACUCCAUCAUUGACGGUGCCGCCAAGUAGAAGCCUGCCAGAAGACAUAGAAGUCACUCCAGUCCAGAUCUCUGACGUCCCAGUGGUGCAGGAUUACAUCUCCCAUGUGGAUUUCUUUUUUUAAAAGUGCAGGUUAUGUUGUAAGCAGACAAGUUGUUUUCUUUUACGGUCCGUUGCCUUACAGAGACUAUUUUGUACGUCUGUUUUACUGUUUUCUACCCAUACAUCCAAAAGUAGAUCAAAGAAAGACUUAAUUGAAUUGUCAAGGUAUGACACAGCGUUCUUCUGCCAAGCAAUCAAGGACAGGAGUUUAUAUAUCUGUUCCUUUUUACGACUGCAAUUAAUAAUUUCUGACAAAAGAAAACAAAAACUGAUUUAUUUUUUCCCUCAGCAGCCUUUCUCUCUCCCCCCCCCCCCCUCUCCUCCUUUCUCUGUCUUUCCUUCUCCUCAAACUCAAAACACAUACUUUCUGCAGGGUGAUGGCAUUUGUAAAUAUUACCUUUUUCCAUUUCAGUUAUUGCAUUCUUGGUGUGUGUUUUUUUUUUUUUUUUUAACCCCCAUUCCAGUUUGUCAGGGAGACCGAUGACGUGUCAAUAUUCCGACAUUGUGUUUAUACCGAAAUGGCAGCGUAGGUUAGUCUCCCAAGGAGGUUUGAAAAAAUGAGACAUCAAUGAAUUAUGCCUCCCCCUCUACUCGAUCUCCGCCCAACGAGUGCUGCGCUUAUUUAUGAUGAGCGGCGGACAGCAUCAUUUUCACCUGGAUGAUAUGCAGCGGCAUCUGCCUCUGAGGAGCCUUGAGCACCCUCACACACACACACUCGCACACACACACACACACACUCAAGUUGCGGCUCCAACUUCUGCUCAAAUUGUGCUCUUCUUUUUGUUCCUUUUUAUUUUUUAUUAUAAUAAUUUUCUUUUCUUUUUUUAAGCAGCAUGUACCAUUUGAUGUAUUUGUCACCUUGAUCGCUGUACAACUUUAAAUUGAAUUUGAACUAAGACUUGAGCAAUGGAAUUGUAUAAUGGUCUGAGAGUAGGGGGAUCCAAUAACGGCAGGAGCGUUUCGCCAGACUCCAACACUUUUUUAGCCAAUUUAAAUCUUUCAGCUUUUAGAUCAUCAUUAUUUGAAUAUCAUUUCAGUAUUUCAAAACUUGCAGCGCAGUGGCUGGUGCAUUUUUAAAAUUUCAGUUUAGGUAUCCAGUGUGCCCAUUGCUGCUGAUUUCUUAUCAAAAUGUACGAAUCUGAGGCCCCGAUACAGACCAGGUGUAACUUGAUUGUCUCUUCUUUUUAGUCACAAAAUAAUACCACACUGACAAAAUGUCAAAAGAAAUUACAAUAUUAUAAUUCAAAAUACCAGUCUCCAUUUCAUCCCCAGUGACGAUUGAAUACAGUUUUAACUUUCAGUUACCUUGACGACCUUACAGAUUGCGACUUGAAUUAAGUUUUUUGUUUUUAAUUAUUCUAUUUCUACUCACUCUGGCCUGACACUGCAUAACUGUUUUAAAUGUUCAGAAGAGCUUCUGAAUUUUUUACAUUAUAUCCAGUUUGUCUCUGUUUUGAAAAUCAUGCCGUAACCUGCUGACCAAAGGUCAUGUACUGUAGCUGUAAGCUUUCUUGAAAAGUGUUAAUGUUCUGUAAUGUUCUUCAGUUUCAAGUCGUACUUUAAGGGUUGGAUAUAUGUGUUGCUUUGUAUUCUUAAUGAUGACAUUCCAACAACUUGACUAUAAAUUGUAAGGCUUACCAUGUAAGUAGUUCUGUACUUUGUAAAAGCACUUUCAGCAGAAUAUUUUAAUUCUUUGCUUUUGCUUUUGCUUUUCUUCUUCUUUUAAGCACACUUAACUUCCCUUUUGCUUGCUAUUUGCAAAUCAGCUCUUUUUGUUUUUUCCAUGUUAAACACUGCACUGUAAAGGUUAUGGGGAUUAAAACUGAUCUCUAUCUGUUACCAAAAAAAAAUGUUUUAGUUGUUUUAAUAAAAUGGCACUAAAAGUCA